AUGACUUCAAACUUGACCCUCCUCGAUGUCCCCGGGACUUCCACUCCUUUCCUGAGUCAACUGGAAACGGAUGCGAGUCCCGCCGUCUUUAUCAACACUUUUGUCCUCAGGUCUCACAAGGACGAAGAAGACUUUCUCGCGAACUGGGCGCGCGACGGGAAUCACAUGAAGUCUCAGUAUGGCAUGUUAUCAGGACAGCUUCAUCGAUCUGUGGGCCCAGAAGGCAACAUUUUUGUUAAUAUCGCUGUCUGGGAAUCUACCGAGGCAUUUCGCAAAGCAUUUUCCGACCCUGAAUUUAAGAAACACGCAUCGGGCUAUCCGGAGGGAACCAUCGCGUAUCCGGUCAUCCUAUCCAGGAUAGCCGUGAGCGGUGUGUGCACCGCUUGA
Molecule: messenger RNA, 387 nt
Organism: Clonostachys rhizophaga
Lineage: Eukaryota; Fungi; Ascomycota; Sordariomycetes; Hypocreales; Bionectriaceae
Source: the annotation of a GenBank genome assembly